Molecule: messenger RNA, 4292 nt
Organism: Tachysurus vachellii
Lineage: Eukaryota; Metazoa; Chordata; Actinopteri; Siluriformes; Bagridae
Gene: capn1
Product: calpain 1
Exons: 22
Coding region: 340-2454 (704 amino acids)
Biological process (GO): proteolysis
Cellular component (GO): cytoplasm
Molecular function (GO): calcium ion binding; calcium-dependent cysteine-type endopeptidase activity
Source: RefSeq, a predicted model, not a curated record
GUGAUUUUAUUGCGCAUGCGCAAAGAGUUAGGGCGGUUCUGCCAGUAGAGCUCCAGACUGGCUGUGUGAAAAUCUUUGAGAAUCCGGAUGGGCAAUAAAACAUAAAACUCUCUACUAACGCUUUUGUUCAGAGAGCUGCAGCAGAUAGGCUUGGGAGUUACGGGACCAGCCUUCACUUUUCCACCCCAUGAGCCCGAUUUUUGCUUUUCCUUCACACUUCGCUCCCUAGAAAAGUGACACGGCCAUCCGGAUCUUCAUUAGCUUAACUUUGCACCAUCUCCUGUGUUGUCAUCUGUUGUCACCUAAUUUUUUUUUGGAAAACACGAAUCUGCAGCAGUCAUGGAGCCUAUUUACGCUACGGGAAUGGCGGCCAAGCUGCGCAGUCAGUGGGAUCGAGAUGAAGGUUUGGGACAGAACCAUAACGCUGUCAAGUUAUACGGGCAGGACUACGAGAUGCUGAGGGUGCAGUGCCUCCAGAGCAGAACCUUGUUUGAGGAUUCCAACUUUCCUGCCUGCACAACUUCACUGGGUUUUAAAGAGCUUGGGCCCCGCUCCUCCAAAACACAAGGUGUACGCUGGAUGAGGCCACCGGAGUUCUGCUCUCGCCCCCAGUUCAUAAUGGAUGGAGCCACUCGUACAGAUAUCUGUCAGGGAGCACUGGGUGAUUGUUGGCUCCUGGCUGCUAUUGCCUCUCUUACCCUUAAUGAUAACCUGCUGCACCGUGUGGUUCCACAUGGACAGAGCUUCAGCGAGGGCUAUGCUGGGAUCUUUCACUUCCAGUUCUGGCAGUUUGGUGAGUGGGUUGAUGUGGUGAUUGACGACAGGCUGCCGGUUAAAGAUGGGAAGCUGCUGUUUGUGCACUCUGCGGAGGGGUGCGAGUUCUGGAGUGCUCUGGUGGAAAAAGCCUACGCCAAGCUGAAUGGCUGCUACGAGGCUCUGUCAGGUGGCAGUACAUCCGAAGGCUUUGAGGACUUCACAGGCGGUGUGACGGAGAUGUAUGAGCUGCGCAAACCUCCUGCUGAUCUUUACCACAUCAUAAGGAGGGCUGUGGAGAGAGGAUCACUGCUCGGCUGCUCCAUAGAUAUCAGCAAUUCUAGUGACAUGGAGGCCGUCACCUUUAAGAAACUGGUUAAAGGCCACGCCUACUCUGUAACAGGAGUGGAGGAGGUGUCUUACAGAGGAACCCCCACCAAGUUGGUGCGCAUCAGAAAUCCCUGGGGAGAAAUGGAGUGGACUGGAGCUUGGAGCGAUAAUGCUAGAGAGUGGGACAGUGUGGAUGCAUCCAGCAGGAGCAAACUGCAUAACCGCAGUGAAGAUGGAGAGUUCUGGAUGUCUUUCACGGACUUCCUUCGGGAGUUUAGCAGGUUGGAGAUCUGUAACCUGACAGCUGAUGCUUUAGAAACCAGUCAGGUGAAGAAGUGGAGCACAUCAUUGUACCAGGGUGAAUGGAGGAGAGGCAGCACAGCUGGAGGAUGCAGAAACUAUGCAGCUACAUUCUGGCUCAACCCUCAGUUUAAGAUCAAACUGGUGCACCCAGAUAUGUCAGGACAAAACGAUUGCACUUUCCUAGUGGCUCUCAUGCAGAAAGACCGCAGAAAACAGCGCAAAGAGGGCAAAGACAUGGAGACCAUCGGCUUUGCGAUUUACGAGGUCCCCAGUCAGUUUGUAGGCCAGACAGGAGUUCACUUGAAGAAAGACUAUUUCCUUACACAUGGUUCCACCGCACGCUCUGAGCUCUUCAUCAACCUGCGUGAGGUCAGCUCACGCUUCCGCCUUCCUCCUGGAGAAUACAUCAUCGUCCCGUCCACGUUUGAGCCACAGAAAGAAGCUGACUUCGUGUUGCGUGUUUUCUCUGAAAAACCUGCUGACUCUGUGGAAAUGGAUGACGAAAUCAAAGCUGAUCUUCCUGAAGUGAAAUGUUUGGAUGAGAGCCAAAUCGAUGCUGGAUUCAAGAGUCUCUUCAGACAGCUGGCAGGAGCGGACAUGGAGAUCAGUGUUACAGAGCUCCAGACCAUUAUGAACAGAAUCAUCAGCAAGCAUAAAGAUCUGAAGACAGACGGCUUCAGCCAGGAAGCGUGUCGCAGUAUGAUCAACCUUAUGGAUACAGAUGGCAGCGGUAAGCUGGGCCUCACAGAGUUCCAUGUGCUGUGGGAGAAAAUCAAAAACUAUCUGGAAGUGUUCAGGAAGUUUGAUGUGGACAAGUCAGGCACAAUGAGCUCAUAUGAGAUGCGAAUGGCUCUUGAAUCAGCAGGCUUCAAGCUGAACAAUCAUAUAUUCCAGCUGAUUAUUCUGCGCUACACAGAGCAGGACCUAACGGUCGACUUCGACAACUUUGUCACCUGUCUAGUGCGCCUGGAGACAAUGUUCAAGACUUUUUACACCUUAGACACUGACUCGGAUGGAAUCGUGUCCCUAAACUUCAACCAGUGGCUAUCCUUGACCAUGUUUGCUUAAACAGACAGACAUCUGGAUGCCUGUCCGCUUGCACUGAGACCCACAUCUCCCUCCAACUGGUCCAGAAGUGCCUUCUUCAUAUUUUUUAUUAUUAUUGCUCAAGGUGAUGGUAUGCAAUCAGUAUUUUAGUCUAGACUCUCUCUUUGUUUUUUUAAAGGUUUACUUGUUUAAGGAGUGGUUAAAGGGUUCCUUUGUCAUAUAGGGUUGUUGCGUGUCAUUUACUUAUAAGCCAAAACAUUAAGAAGAACACAAUACAUAAGCCACAAUCUGAGAAGAACACAAUACAUAAGCCACAAUCUGAGAAGAACACAAUACAUGUAAAGUCAACAGUCUUUGCCUUAAAAAAAAGUGCCAGACAGUGUAGUGUUUACAGCCUUUCUGACCAGCCACAUGAAAACAAGCAUACUUUUUCUGCUAACUGAUAAUAUCCUGAAACUUACCCUGUUGCCAGAUAUUCCUGAUCUAUCAAUAAAUUCCAGUUCAGAUUGUUCCAUUGUGUGUCUGAGGAAUCGGAAAGGACUUCACGAUAAUGUUUCCGUAACUGACAUUAUUUAACAUGUAGAAAAACCAAGAGCGUCAGCAUUAAUCCAUCAUAAAUAUACACCAUAACAAAGAAAAUAACACUCAAUAUAUGCUUUAAUAUAACAAACCAAACAAGCUAUAUGAUCGACACUUGUAUUAACUAAUAUUUAUACCAUCAAUAAGUAAAAUUAUUUCCAAUGUGACCAACAAAACAACAUGUUAACAUUUGCAGAAUUAAGGAGCAUGAUGUUUGAAUUUAUUUAACUGUGAUUUGAAUAGAUAUUACUCAUUGCAGGUGUGUUCAGUCACUUUGGUAACAUUACUUAUGAUUUAUUAUUCAAGUUCCCUGAUGAGCAGAGAAUUUACUGUCAGUGGUGGUCCAAAGCCUGGGUAAAACAAGAGGGCUGUGUCAGAAAGGUACUCGGGUGUAAAGCCUGUGCCAAAAUAAAAUAUGCAGAUUUUCAGCCUCAGUUCUGAAAACAGUUUUUGUCAGUGUGGAAUUAAUUUUACUGGAAUUAUUUUAAUGGUAUAAAUAUUGGAUGAUUCAAGUGUCGAUAAUAAUAGCUUACUUGCUAUGGUGAGCCCAAGCAGGGUGCAGCAUAAGGACAAACAGUUAUGGUUCAUUAUUUCUGACAUUAAUGGUGUUUUCAUGGUAAUGCAGUAGGAAAAGUUACUUAAGGGAGCGUUCACAUAAAGUGAUAACAAUUUUCUGUCUUUUAUUGUGCGUGUGUGUGUGGUUAUUAAAACUGAUUUCUAUAAAUAAAAAAGCUUUGAUGUUUGUGUAGCUGUAGGUCAUAUAAUGCAAAACCUGCAUGAACUGUGAUUAUUUUGUGACUAUCUGGGAAUUUGGGUGCCAUUUGGUUUUUAAUGUUUUUGUCUGGUUUUGUUUUGCUAUUGUAAAUAAAGGUUAUGACACAUCAAUCCCAUAUCUGAAAACUUCUGAAUAAAUCUGCACUUAGGAUGCAGGAGGUUGAAACUGCCUGUUACUACAGUAGCUAUUGAGUGAUUUCUGCCGGGAACAAGAAGCAAAGUACUUUUAUUAAGAGAAGCAGUUCAAGUUGUUAUCAGUCUGAAUGAAUGUUCAUGCAAAAGCCAUGGAGGGGUAAAAUUUAACGACUUAACAUUUAAAUGCUGAUGCAGAGAUACAUAGGAAGAAAAAAAUUCUUUGCUGAAUGCACAACCCUAUAAAAUCCAUGAAGAAAUGCUCUUCAUGCUGAUGCCUGUAUUAUGUUCUCUGUGCUCUGGUCAAAAGGCACUUACUGAGUUUCAUGUAUUCAAAAAUGUAUCUGUUCAAUAAAUAUAUUUUUAAAAUACAA